Molecule: messenger RNA, 2150 nt
Organism: Paralichthys olivaceus (Japanese flounder)
Lineage: Eukaryota; Metazoa; Chordata; Actinopteri; Pleuronectiformes; Paralichthyidae
Gene: nme9
Product: NME/NM23 family member 9
Biological process (GO): GTP biosynthetic process; CTP biosynthetic process; UTP biosynthetic process
Molecular function (GO): nucleoside diphosphate kinase activity
Source: RefSeq, a predicted model, not a curated record
ACAAGCGCAAGCAGCGGCCCCAGAGGAGACGUGAUACAUUAGCAUCUGUGUGUAUUAGCACUCCAGCUAAUCAGCCUUAUUUACACAACGCAUAAGUCGAUCGGUCUGGGUCAAUACAUCUGUUGAAUUGACGAGACAAUCAAAUGGCAGCCAAGAAGAAAGAUGCGAGUCUGCAGGCGUGUGUCACAAACCAAGAGCAGUGGGAGGAGAUGCUCGCCACCAAAGGUUUAACAGUUGUGGAUGUGAACCAGCAGUGGUGUGGUCCCUGUCGAGCUGUGGUCAGUCUGCUACGGAAGAUAAAGAACGAACUGGGUGAUGAUCUACUGCAUUUUGCCACAGCCGAGGCAGACAGCACUGAUGCUUUGGAGAGGUAUCGUGGGAAAUGUGAGCCCACCUUCCUCUUCUAUGGGGGGGGGGAGCUGGUGGCUGUGCUGCGAGGGGCCAACGCGCCUCUGCUCCAGAAGAUGAUUGUAGAGGAACUGGCCAAGGAGAAGAUGGUCCUGGAGCAAGGUGGUGAACGCAAAGUGGUUAAGGAUGAUGGUCUAUUGACUGAUGAGAAUACAGAAGAGGAGGAGACACCUCAGCUGUCAGAAUAUGAAGAAAGCAUAACUGUUCCUGUCAGUAAAUCCUACACAGUCACCAUCAUCAAACCAGAUGCUGUUGCUCACGGCAAAGCAAACGAGAUCAUUAUGAAGAUUCAAGAUGCUGGGUUUGAGAUCCUGGCCCACGAGGAGCGCACGCUGACUGAGGAUGAGGCUCGAGACUUUUACCAACACAAAGCAGCAGAGGAAUGCUUUCAGGACUUGGUGCAGUUUAUGUCCAGCGGUCCCUCCCAUAUUCUGGUGCUGUCUCAGGUCGAAGGCUCUGCCAAUGUCGUGCCAGCGUGGCGUGAGUUCAUCGGCCCAGCAGACGUCGAGGAAGCCAGGAGAGAAAAGCCAGAAAGCUUGCGGGCACAAUACGGCACACAGCCACUGUUCAAUGCAGUGCACGGCAGCGAGGACAGCGACCAGGCCAGCAGGGAGCUCGCCUUCUUCUUCCCCAACUUCAGGACGGCCUUGGUAACGGAGCAGGAUGGGGAGGAAGAGCGUGUGGAGAGGACGCUGGCUCUUAUCCGGCCUGACGUUGCCAGGGAGAACAGAGAAGACAUCCUGGCCCAAAUCCAGAAUUCAGGUUUCUCAGUGGCUCUUCAGAGAGAGGUGAUGUUGACAGAGGAGCAGGUCAGACAGUUUUACUUCCAACAUGUUGAGGAGGACUACUUUCCUGCACUGCUGAGAAGCAUGACCAGUGGGCCGGUGCUAGCUUUGGCUCUAGCCAGAACAGGGGCUGUAGACCACUGGAGGAGCAUCCUUGGUCCUGCUGACGUUAAGAAAGCUAAAGAGGAGAGUCCUGACUGUCUAAGGGCCCAGUUCACUGUGGAGAAUGAAACCAUCAACCAGCUGCACGGCAGUAGAAGCCAAGAAGAGGCAGAGCGAGAGAUCGACUUCUUCUUCCCCAAACAGAGGACGCUGGCAGUUAUCAAACCGGACGCCAUGGAGGAACACAAAGAAAAGAUUCUGGAGGAGAUCCAUGCUGGUGGCUUCUCUGUCACACAGCUGAAGGAGACGGUGCUGUCAAGGGAAAUGGCCGAGGAGUUUUACAGAGAGCACAGGGAGAAGCCUUUCUUCGGCCAGCUGGUGGAAUUCAUGUGUCGGGGGCCCUGCAUGAUGCUUCUCCUGACUAAGGAAAAUGCAGUGGAGGAGUGGAGGGCCAUGAUGGGCCCCACGGACCCUGACCAAGCUAAGGAGACUUACCCGGAUUCUCUGAGGGCCCGCUUUGCCUCCGACAUUCUCCACAACUCAGUCCACGGCGCCUCAAACGAGCAGCACGCAGCAGAGAAGAUCCGUUUCAUCUUCGGUGAAAUCUGCACAGAGGCAGAGAACAACACUGGUGAUGGACAGGGUGCCGGGACGAUUUCAGUCGAACAGGAAGACAGUUCUGCAGAAGAAAACACAGGAAUGUUACAAUCUCAGAGUGAAGAAAUGUCUGAAAACCAACAACAAGAAGCCGACCCACAAAGUUCAAAUCCUUGCAGUCCACAGAGAGGAGAGAAUGACGAUCCAGAGCGCUCAGCUUGAACUUAAUGUUUUCUUUUUUAUUAUUUUCGCAUCAUA